GUACUUUGUCCAGUACAACAUGACAUUGCAGUGCCCGAUCACGUCGCGGUCCUGGACCAUCCACUCGCGCUACUCACUGCUGCGUCAGUUUCGAUUGCAUUUAGCAAAGCUCCACGCCGCGGCGCCGUCGCGAUCCCUUGCUCACGUGCUUCAGCUGCCCUUUCCCGACAAGACAUGGGACCCGGAGAGACCACGCACCAUUGCCGAGCGCAUGAGGCGAUUUCAGAGCUUUGUCGAGCAUCUCUGGAGCUUGUACACAAGCUGCGUUGUGCCCGUGGCUGGCGCGUCAAAGGAAGCGAAUGACGUCGUUCAAUGUCUCCGCGCGUUCUUGUGCGUGCCGGCGGCUGUGCUGGCGAUAUCGGUGCGAUGCGUCGACGCCAUGCCCCACACGAUGAGCCAAUGCGUGGUGUGCUUGGCCGAGUUUGAAGCCGACGACUUGAGCUCUCCGUCAACGGUGCUGGAGCUAGCCUGCGGCCACGUCCUCCAUCAAGUUUGCCUUCGGCAGUGGUGUGCGGUAGCAGCAACGUGCCCGACAUGCCGGUCUGAAGUGGGGCAUGUGACGCUCGUUGAAAUGUAA
Molecule: messenger RNA, 577 nt
Organism: Saprolegnia parasitica CBS 223.65
Lineage: Eukaryota; Oomycota; Saprolegniomycetes; Saprolegniales; Saprolegniaceae
Exons: 1
Coding region: 20-577 (185 amino acids)
Molecular function (GO): phosphatidylinositol binding
Source: RefSeq, a predicted model, not a curated record